AUGGCGUCAUACAAUGAUAAUGAAACAGGUUUCUGUGAUAAUGAUAUUAAUUUUGCACGUGAAACAUUUUUUCGUGAUUGUCCAAAUGGAUAUUGUUCAAAACGAAAAUUUUUAGCAUUUAUACGAAAAUCAGCUGUACAAACAUCAUAUCAUAAAUCAACACGAUCAAAUAUAUUUUUUCAAACAUUAAUAUCAAGACAAAAUUAUCGACAAAGUAGAAAAUUUUUUUCUAUGAUGUUUGAUAUAUAUGAUCAAAAUCAUGAUGGACAAUUAGAUUUUAAUGAAUAUAUUUAUGCUCUAUCAGCAUUAACUGGUGCUAAUCGUUUACGUACAAUUGAAACAUUAUAUAAUUUUUUUGAUAUCAAUAAUCAAGGUUAUAUAACACGACAAGAAUUUAAUUCACGAAAAAAAUUAGCUGCACAAUUUCUUGGUCAAUAUAAAACUGGUAUAAAUGAUAAUUUAUCAUAUGAACAAGCUUUUAAUGCAAUAGAUACAAAUAAUGAUGGAAAGAUAUCUAAAGAAGAAUUUAUUCAAUGGCAUUUACAAGAUCAUUCAACAGCAGAUGAUAUGAAACCAGUGAAAAAACGAACACGUCUUUUAAAAAAUUUAACAACUCUAGUCGAUCUUCGUGGACAAAUUAAAACAUCAUCAUUACAACAUCGAGAAAGUAUUAAUAAAAGUUCCGUAGAUGCUUGGUUAGAAACAACAAUGCAGAUAAAUAAUAAUUCUGAUAAUCUGUCAGCACCAUCAUCACCAACAUCAAUGAAUGCUGAUCGAUAUUUAUUAAAAGUACUUCGACGAGCACGAAAUCGUUUUAUUCAUUAUCGUCAUUCAUCAAAUAGUGGGAUGUUAAAUGCGAGACGAGUCGCAAUGGAUAAUCAAUCUGACUCAGGUGUAUUUACGUCAUCAUCAAUAACAAAUUUUAAUGAUGAUUAUGAAUCAAAUAGUUUACUAGAUACAGAUGAUGAUUAUUUACAAUCAAUUAAUUCCGAUGAUCCAGAUAAUGAACUUCUAUGUCAAUCUUUAGAAGUUGUAUUAAUGGAAACAUUACUUGAAUUAAGACAACAUAGACAACUACGUUCAACUAGUUGUAAUAGGAGUAUAUCAACCAAAGAUAAAGAUCAACCAUUAAUAACUCGAUUAUAA
This is a messenger RNA of Adineta steineri, 1146 nucleotides long. The record is from the annotation of a GenBank genome assembly. NCBI's taxonomy places the organism in Eukaryota, Metazoa, Rotifera, Eurotatoria, Adinetida, Adinetidae.